AUGGGGCUUCAUCUAUCCCGCUCGACACGGCUGAGCGUUGUGAUUGGCAUAUCAACAUGUUUCUUUCUGGCUGAGAUCUCACGUCGGUUGCCCUCUUUCUUGUUUUUGGUAGUAGUUGUUUUUGUGGGCUUCUAUACCCACUCUAUUGCUCUGAUUGCGGAUGCUUUCCACUAUCUGAAUGAUUUAGUUGGGUUCGUUAUUGCUCUUGUUGCAUUGAAGAAAUCCGAGCGCAGUGACUCGCCUAAGGAACUUACUUUUGGUUGGCAGCGGGCUCAGCUGCUCGGUGCCUUUUUCAAUGGUGUUCUUCUGUUAGGGUUGGGUAUUAGUAUAUUUUUGCAGUCCAUUGAGCGAUUUAUUGCCCUGCAACAUGUGCACAACCCCAAGAUGAUGUUCGCCAUUGGAUGUGUCGGAUUGGGCCUGAAUAUUAUUAGCGCAGUCUUCCUUCAUGAACAUGGACAUGGACAUGAACACAGUCGUGACCAUAGCCUAUCACCCACAAUUGAGAUCCCAGUUCUUCACCUCGGCGAAGAAUGCCAUGAUUCUAGCACCAAGCAUGACGAUCACGAACAUCUUCAUUCCGAAAAGCAUCAUUGUGCAGACUAUCAUGGUGGCCACGACCACGGUGAUCUGGGUAUGAUGGGAGUAAUGCUCCACGUCAUCGGCGAUGCAAUAAAUAACCUGGGCGUCAUGGCGGCCGGUCUGAUUAUCUGGCUCGCAGCACCCCAUACUGGCCGAUACUAUGCCGAUCCCGGUGUGAGCAUGUUCAUUGCCAUUCUCAUUAUUCUGUCAUCAUUGCCUCUGAUGCGCCGAGCCGGGAUGAUCCUGCUAGAAAGCGUGCCCACAGGAGUUGAUAUGGGCGAUGUCAAACACGACCUAGAAAAGAUCAAGGGCGUCGACUCCAUCCACGAACUUCACAUCUGGCGCCUCAACCAACAAAAGACCCUUGCCUCAGUGCACGUUGUGGUGUCCGACGACUCUGUCGAGAAUUUUAUGAAGACAGCCCGGGUGAUCAACGAGUGUUUCCACGCCUAUGGAAUCCACUCAAUUACACUACAGCCCGAACUAUUGGAAGUUGACGAGGUUUCCCAUGAAUCUUCCCGGUGCCAGGUUAUCUGCGGGACGGUGUGCGAGCAGUUGACUUGCUGUGGAUAA
This is a messenger RNA of Penicillium mononematosum, 1152 nucleotides long. Its product is annotated as putative di-, tri-valent inorganic cation transporter. Bases 1 to 1152 code for a protein of 383 amino acids. The record is from RefSeq and is a predicted model, not a curated record. Lineage: Eukaryota; Fungi; Ascomycota; Eurotiomycetes; Eurotiales; Aspergillaceae. Gene Ontology annotation, cellular component: membrane. Gene Ontology annotation, molecular function: zinc ion transmembrane transporter activity. The transcript is spliced from 9 exons. Gene Ontology annotation, biological process: zinc ion transmembrane transport; intracellular zinc ion homeostasis.